This is a messenger RNA of Cryptomeria japonica (Japanese cedar), 1846 nucleotides long. RefSeq lists its product as uncharacterized. Lineage: Eukaryota; Viridiplantae; Streptophyta; Pinopsida; Cupressales; Cupressaceae. The record is from RefSeq and is a predicted model, not a curated record. Bases 295 to 1443 code for a protein of 382 amino acids. Gene Ontology annotation, biological process: Golgi vesicle transport. The transcript is spliced from 6 exons. Gene Ontology annotation, cellular component: membrane.
AGCCUGGAAUCCGACGGUCCUCGUGACUGGAUCAGGGGCAACAAAUGCGCACGGUUUAACUUAUUCUCGCAGUGCACGGUUUUUAGGCCAUAUUUUUUUAUAUACCCCGUGUGUAUGUUCAAGCAUAUGCUCAUUUGCUUGCAAGGUUCUUUUCCACGCAGAACCCCUUUCUACGGAGCCUUGAAGCAUCUGUUAUCUGCUGAAAUCGUGAAAUAUAUACGCGGCUGCGAUAAAUCUCUGUAGAUUCUAGUUGGCAUUGAAUCGGGCUUUGAUUUGUGUUAGACUGCAGUAAUUAUGACGGCCAAUUUCGAUCGGUGGGAGGCAGAUCCUUUCUUUUCAGCGGCUGAGGAUGUGCAGGAUUCGGCUGACAGGUUAGAAUCCGUGUACAGACGUUGGGUGCAUGCACAGACUGCGGCAGAGUUGGAUCAUGAUGCUUCCUCAGAGGGUGGGGAAGAUUCAGUUGAUUUUCUGAGACGGGAGCUGCAAACAGCCCUUGGCACUGCUAAAUGGCAGCUAGAUGAGUUUGACAGAGCAGUGAAAUCGAGUUACUGUGGGAAUGACGGUGAUGCUGGUGAUAGACAUAAACAAUUUGUAGCGGCUAUUCAGAGUCAAAUAACUGGCAUUGAAAAAUCUUUAAGUAAUUCAAAUGGUGGGGAUGGCAAGAAAGGCAUACGUUGGAUUCAGCUUGAUGAUCGGGAGAAGGAUGAUUUAGCCUCAUUUCUUUGUGGGUCUUGUGGGAGUAAUAAUAAUUGCUUAGAACAGCGCAGUGACAGCAGCACAGAAGAAAUGGUGGAGUUGAGACUUGAUGAUGCACCCCUGUUGAAGAGGAGAGACUUGAGGAAUUUACGUGACACUGAGACUACCUGUAAGGUUGAUAAUCAUUUCAAAGAAACUGUUUUCAUUAAUAAGGACUCUAAAUUUGUAAUAGAAUUGGCAGAACAAAAGCUUGCUGAUAAUUGGGAUGAUAGGCACAGCGAGGGUUUUAUAGAUAAAAAAACUGGUCAUAGAAGAAGUUCAAGUGUUGGGGCUGACCUUGGUUCAUGGAAAAUUACGAUUGAAGAUGAUAAUGCACAAAAAGAAAGUUUGGGAUUGCAACUACAUGAAUCUCUCACUCGACGGAAUGUGCUGGGAUUGAUAAACAACAUGGGUCUUGAAGUACCACUAAGGUGGUCCAGAGGUUGUUUAAGGAGGUGUAAAGAUAGUAUCAGUUUUCAUUGCCAUCCUCGGAAUGGGCAUUUGAAAGACCUGGGUUCAGCAAUAUUGUCUGAUAGUAACAAGAGAAUGUAUCACGGUUCUGAACAAACAUAUGGUUGGCUUGGAGCAGUGCAAAGGAAGAUGCUGAGGUCUCAGUAUUUUCUUCAGUAUAGCCGCCCUUUACAGAUAACUUGGGUGCUUAUUGCAAUGCUGUGUCUAGUAGGUCUCUUCACAUUCCUGGCAGCCUAAAAAAUUGACCCAAAACAAAUUUAAUUAUUUGAGAUUCAGUCAUUGUAAGCUUGCUGUAUAUAGGAGUCCAAGAAGUUUACCUGCAGCAAUUUCUGCGGAGUAAAGUUCCUGUAUUGUUGUCACUGGUAGAGAUCGACAGGCAUGCAAUAUAUGGAAAGCUAUCAAGAAAUUUUGUUUUGCUUACAAUUUGGGUGAAGCUUUUAAGAUAGGUUUCUAAGUUUUACUCCACAAUUCUGUGGAAGUGAAAUCGAGAAUGUACUUGUUAUAGAUGAUGCUUGUUCGUUUCAUCUAUUGGGUAUAUUAACAGUAUGUAUUGGUGUCAAAUUGCAUUCAUGACACCAUUUUGUUGUAUUCUAAAACUUACAAAGCAAAGCCAUUUGAAUAAAAUAUCAAUGUCUCAUCA